AUGGCGCCUCUUAUCAAUUUCGUUCUGCUCGGGUUUGUCGCGAGUCUGAGCAACUCUGUUCACGCGGCGCAGCCUGGAUCGAACAUCAAGCGCGUCGAUUUGGCAGGUGACUGUCCUACAUGCAACAAUGAACCCCCUCAUUUUGGUCCGCACCCUUGGGGAGAUUGGAGCGUUACCACCACCUCAACAAGCAGUUCUUCCGUUGCUGUUUCAACUCCUUCCUCAAAGCCUACUUAUGGCGGUAUCGACACCUCGUCAGUGCCUUUGGAUCAGUCGUCCAUGAGUGGCUUUGGUUCUAGCACGUCUGUCUCGCAGAGUUCUUCCACCUUCACCCUGUCAUCUUCGACCUCACCUUCCUCCUCGUCGGACUCGUCUUCGACUGGCUCGACAAGUACAGGAUUCACUCCAUCUGGCAAUAUGUCUUCUUCAACGUCGGAGCCUUCUAGUAUACAAUCAAUCAGCAGUGCUCUCUCUAUGUCAAGCGAGUCUCUGUCCAGUGUCUCGACGAAUGGAACAUCCGAUACUCAGGCAGCCUCAGUAUUCUCUUCCACUGCCGGCUCUGCCUCUCAAGACUCAUUGUCUGUCGUCUCUCAGUCAACUCAAUAUGAAUCUCAGGCUACAAUGUCUGUGAUGAGCGCAUCAAACUUUUCGCAACCUGUUGCACAAUCAAGCACAAGUGAGCCCUUUUUCGCCAACAGCACCUCGAGCGUUGUUCCCCCUGUUGCAGAUAACGGUACAUCGACUAUGGUUCCACCUUCACCCGCCGAGGGCACAUCAAGUAUGGCUCCAUCUGUCCCUGCAAACAACACCUCGAACGCGAUUCCACCUGUUCCAGGUAUCGAUACUUCGACUGUGGUUCCACCUUUACCUGCUAAUGAUACAUCGACGAUGGCUUCAUCUGUCCCUUCAGACAGCACAUCGACCAUGGUUCCACCUUUAUCCGCUGAUGGUACAUCGAGCACGACUCCACCUGUCCCUUCAGACAGUACAUUGACCAUGUUUCCGCCUUUCCCUGCUAAUGGAACGUCGAGCAUCGUUCCAUCCAUGUCCAGCGAUAGCAGCCCGUCUGGAAGUACACUGGCUGGAAGUACACUGUCAGCACAAGGACCAGACACCAAUAUGAGCUUAUCGACUGUGAAUUCAGUCCCUUUUGCUUUGACUUCAAACGUCACUGCUGCCUCUGAAAUCACGACUUCAUUCACCAGUACGAUUGAUCUAAGUUCGACGACAUUCGUGACCGUUAUCCGAACUACAAUCAGCAUUGUGCAGGUUUCUUCAACAACACAGGAUACUGGUUCCAGUGCUGUGCCCGUGAUUCCUGAGUCGUCAGAUUCUGGAGCAUCUGUAUCUGAGUCAAGCUUCUCUGCAGGAGAAACAAAUUCAACUUCACUCAGCAACGGCUCUUCUUCCAGCACUAUCGCUAGUUCAGCAGCCGUAUCUGGGUCAAGCCCAUCAUCUAGUGGCACGGUCACCCUUAUUCCGGGCAUCACAAUGACUCCUCCCGCGGUUACCUCUGCAUCCGCCCUUCCCAUGCUGUCCCUGACUGGCGACAUGCCAUGUUCCUAUUCUUACUCAGCCAAUCAAUCCGCACCAAGCACUUACAAUCUUCCUCCAUGGUGCUGGCCCUGGCCUGUCGCGGAGAGCACCACGGUGAUGUCGGGGGCAAUCGUCGCGGCAAGUACAGAGAACUGCGUCUGCCCGUACUGUUGGCUUGCAGACCCGCUGUGUUACGCCCAAACGCCAACGGGAUCAAGCUGUGCGGAUGGCUGGAUUUGCUCCGUGACUACUUCUGCUGGUUCAUCAGGCGUUGUGCACUCGCUCCCUAGUGGCUUCACCUCCGAUACCAUAACACCAGAACCGUGGAGCAUUAUUACCGAGCGGGGCGUGUCCAGAACAAGCGGCAGUAGCAGUACUACGGACGUCACAUGGAGUGCUACGCUUUCACAGAGCACUCGAAGCAUCGAGGGUGGCUACAUUGUCUUUCCGUUCUGGUCCUGGAGUUGUGACGGCCCUCUGUGCCAGGGUGAUUGUGGAGAUGUCCUCGACUGGGCGGCGGCCAUGGCUAGUUGCAUUUUCGGGUUGGGAUGUCAGAGACCGUGCAGUGAUCAUGGGUCGAAUGGAUUUCCAUUGCCACCGGUGCAUUCCCGUUCUUCCUCCAGUCCCUCCUGCGCCUGUGGCAUCUAUGACCUUGCCUACGACCAGUUGUUCAGCGGCGCCUUAUUCUCCAAGCUCGUCGGAUACCUCAAGAUCGUCCAGCUCAUCGAGCUCGUCCAGCUCCUGCUCGUCCACGGCAUUCUCUUCCUGCCUCGACAUUUGCUCGACAUUGACCUCGAAUGGUACAGCCUCUGGCACUCAAUCGUGCACUCGGUCAUGCACGACUGUUACACAGUGCUCUGGGACCGACACGUUCACGACCACCACUCGAUAUCUGCUCAGAUUGCCUCGUGGAUAACUCAGUUUCCACCGAUCCCUGACAACGCAACGACGAUAUUCAGUACUUUCAGCUUCUCGUCAAACACCACGCAGACCAUGGGCAACACCACUUCGAGGACUAUCACGAGCACGUCGCAUUCGACAUCCUUGACAUCUCAUAGUUCGACCAUCUCUAGCCCUCCUAUCACAACGCCGACCCUUCCAAGCAGCCUGCGGGAUUUCACAGUGUUAGUGACCGAUGACGACGGCGAUGUAUUUAGCGAAGUCUACUCAGGAGGUGUAAUGGUUUCUUCUACAAUAGUCUCGUCGAGGCUACUUCCCACAUUGGGCCCAAGUGGACCCUGGACGUUUGGCUCCUCUGGGGUCUCUUUGGUGAGCAGAACCACUUCGACUUCCCCGAUCUCUGCUGGGACCGGAGCACAUCCAACCCUCACAAGUAUAGCCAGAAGCUACAGCGAGGUCUCGAUCUUCACCUGUGACGGAGAGGCUGCGUUUGGUAGUGCAAGCUGUACAGAUUCGUGGGGCCUCAAGACUGUGUCAACCACUGUUCUGAAUGCAGACGAGCAGACUUCGUAUUGUGCCCACUGGACUGCCUUCACCACCACUACAAGCCCGGCCAAGGCCGGGGUUGUGAACUGUGCUACCCCUGUCAGCGGGCAAGCCACAAGUACGGUCGCAACCGUCUGGAACUCGGGUCUCCCUUUCUCGCCAUUCCAGUUGGACAAGGGUCCCAUUAGGAAGUUUUGCAAGAGCCUGGUGGAUCGCGACAUCGUUCUUUACCAGGGACUUUCAUUUGCCGCCACAUCGAGCUCAGAGGUGGUGUCCCCAGGUGAAUGUGAUUUAUUUCCAUCGAACGGGGACUCGGCGUUCGACUAUGAUCUGACCAUCGGUCUCGCUUUCGACUACAAUGGGUGUCCUUCGCCGACAGGCACGCCACUGGUCAACGGUGUCUCAAUGAAGAAAUAUGGCCAGGACAAAUGCGUCUCGACGUUCUGGAAUCACAUCACCAAAGAAUGUGAUUUCUCAAAUUCGGAAGCGAAGAAGAGAGGCCUCGGCCAGUGGACCAGGGUUGGUGGAAUGUAUUGGGCGGACUGCAUGCGGUGGACGCUCAUUGCUGCAAGGAAAGAUCUGUCGCCGCCAGACACUGUUGAUGGAGAUUUGCAGUGA
Molecule: messenger RNA, 3600 nt
Organism: Fonsecaea nubica
Lineage: Eukaryota; Fungi; Ascomycota; Eurotiomycetes; Chaetothyriales; Herpotrichiellaceae
Exons: 6
Coding region: 1-3600 (1199 amino acids)
Source: RefSeq, a predicted model, not a curated record